GUCUCUUUCUAGAAAGCAACCAAUAACCUCUUCUCAAACAGCACAUUGUAGUCAGUUGUCAUCUGUAAAUGUGAUUGAAAUUUGAACUUUUGUGAAAUAUUUGUUGAUUAUAAAAAUACAAAUGGGUUACAACAUUGAAUUUCAAGCUAUUGUGCUUGCGGGAGGAAAAGGUUCUCGUAUGACAGAACUUACAGCAGGUCAACCCAAAUGUCUGCUCCCAAUUGGAAAUAGUCCAAUGAUUUGGUAUCCAUUGCAAGUUCUUGAACGUUUUGGAUUUAAGGAAGCAAUUGUUAUUGUCUCUGAAACAAUAAAAUCUGACGUAUUAUCAUCAUUAGACAAAUUAGGUCUAAAAAUCAAAUUGGAUAUUAUAGGAAUUCCAGGAGCUGAAGAUCUUGGUACAGCUGAUGCCAUUAGACACAUUCAUGAAAAGAUAUACACAGAUUUUGUAGUGAUAUCUUGUGAUUUGAUCACAGAUAUUGAUCUAUCAGAUAUUAUAAAUUUAUAUAGAAUGCAUAAAGCUAGUAUAACUGCUUUGAUGUUACCUACUCCAAGCAUACCAGAUAAUUUUAUAACUCCAGGCCCAAAAAAUAAACAAAAACCAGAAACAGAUCUGAUUUGUAUUGAUGAUGAUACAAAUCGGUUAAUUUUACUGGCUUCUGCUUCUGACUUUGAAGAAACCAUUAGUUUUUCACAGAAACUUCUUAGAAGAGGUAGUAAAUAUACUGUUUAUUCUAAGCUAUUAGAUGCCCAUUUAUAUAUUAUUAGUAAAUGGGUGUUGGACUUCUUAGUAUUUAAUAAGACUUUUAGCACAUUGAAAGGUGAAUUAUUGCCUUACGUAAUUAGUAAGCAGUUAUUAAAGCCUAAAUCUAUAGAUGACAAAAAUACUUCCAUGGUACAAGUGGAUUUAAAGCAAGAUAUCUUCCGUUUUGUAUCAAAGAAACUUUUAGAUAACACAAUAAGUAAAAGGUCAGCUUUCAAUGAUCAUAAUACAGAUUUGGAAGAAGCAUAUUAUGGAGACAUAAUAAGAUGUUAUGCUUAUGUGUCAAACAAGAGAAAUGGCCUUAGAGCAAACACUGUGCAAAUGUAUCAUCUUGCCAAUACUAAGGUACUAGAAUGGUGGAAUAAUGAAAAUAAUAGCCAGUUGCUGCCUUUGUCAAAUAUUUCAAGCACAGCAAUUGUACAUAGUACACAAAUGCAGGAAUGUCGUAUAGAUAAUAAUUCGCAAAUCCAUGAGAAAACAUCGUUAAAACAUAGUUAUAUUGGGCCUAAUAGCGUGGUGGAAUCGAAAACUAGAAUAUCCCAAAGUGUAAUAAUGGGAAAUGUAACUAUUAAGCAAAGGUGUGUUAUCCACAACUGCAUACUAUGUAAUGGCUGUAUUAUCGAGGAAGGCAGUGAAUUAAAAGAUUGCUUAGUUGGAGCUCAACAUGUUGUGACAUCUGGUAGUCAGCAUUCUCUUGAAGUACUCACGAACGCCGACACACUCAUAGAAAUUUAAUCGAUUGUAAUCAUUAUUUUUCUGAUUUGUUUUUGUCAAAUGUAUUAAAAAUAUAGUGAAAAUAAAUCGAAUCAUAUAUGAGG
Molecule: messenger RNA, 1578 nt
Organism: Harpegnathos saltator (Jerdon's jumping ant)
Lineage: Eukaryota; Metazoa; Arthropoda; Insecta; Hymenoptera; Formicidae
Gene: eIF2Bgamma
Product: eukaryotic translation initiation factor 2B subunit gamma
Exons: 5
Coding region: 122-1495 (457 amino acids)
Biological process (GO): cytoplasmic translational initiation; biosynthetic process
Cellular component (GO): guanyl-nucleotide exchange factor complex; eukaryotic translation initiation factor 2B complex
Molecular function (GO): translation initiation factor activity; guanyl-nucleotide exchange factor activity
Source: RefSeq, a predicted model, not a curated record